Dovyalis caffra is the source of this 1476-nucleotide messenger RNA. The record is from the annotation of a GenBank genome assembly. NCBI's taxonomy places the organism in Eukaryota, Viridiplantae, Streptophyta, Magnoliopsida, Malpighiales, Salicaceae.
AUGGGAGCCCGCUGCUCCAAAUUCUCUCUCUGCUGGUUCCAGUCUCACCUGAAACCUUCCGUCCUCGAAACCUCCGAUCUCGAAAAUGGGGGCAAAAGUGACAAAAACGCGUUUCCGAAUUUCACAGACUUCAGUUUCGAACAACUGAAAGCAGCCACGUCUGGGUUCUCUUCGGACAACAUAGUAUCGGAACACGGUGAGAAAGCUCCAAACGUUGUUUACAAAGGGAAACUAGACAAUGACCGUUGGAUCGCCGUUAAACGGUUUAACCGACUCGCCUGGCCUGAUUCUCGCCAAUUCCUCGAGGAAGCGAGAACGGUGGGGAGUUUGAGGAGUGAGAGAUUGGCGAAUUUGAUAGGAUGUUGCUGUGAAGGAGAGGAGAAAUUGCUUGUUGCUGAGUUUAUGCCCCAUGAAACUCUUGCUAAGCAUCUUUUUCACUGGGAGAGCCAGCCCAUGAAAUGGGCAAUGAGGUUGAGGGUAGCACUCUACUUGGCACAAGCUCUGGAAUACUGUAGCAGCAAAGGAAGGGCGUUGUAUCAUGAUCUCAAUGCCUACAGGAUCUUAUUCGAUAAGGAUGGUAAUCCCAGGCUAUCUUGCUUUGGGCUCAUGAAGAAUAGCCGAGAUGGCAAAAGUUACAGUACAAAUUUGGCUUUCACCCCUCCAGAGUACUUGAGAACUGGUAGAGUUACACCAGAAAGUGUAGUUUACAGCUUUGGAACCUUGUUGUUGGAUCUUCUGAGUGGCAAACAUAUUCCUCCAAGUCAUGCACUUGACCUGAUCCGUGGCAAAAAUUUUCUGAUGUUAAUGGAUUCUGCUCUAGAAGGCCAUUUUUCAAAAGAUGAUGGAACGGAGUUGGUUAGAUUAGCUUCCCGUUGUUUGCAGUAUGAAGCUCGUGAAAGACCAAAUGCUAAAUCCCUUGUCACUGCACUUAUAUCACUUCAAAAAGAAACGGAGGUCCCAUCGUAUGUUUUAAUGGGUCUCCAACAAGAAACUGCAGCAUCAACUCAGCCAUUGUCAUUGACACCUUUUGGGGAGGCAUGCUUGAGAAUGGAUCUCACUGCUAUACAUGAAGUACUUGAAAAGAUUGGAUACAAGGAUGAUGAGGGGAUUGCCAAUGAGCUUUCUUUCCAAAUGUGGACUAAUCAAAUGCAAGAGACCUUGAAUUCUAAGAAGCAUGGAGAUACUGCUUUUCGAGCUAAGGAUUUUGCGACUGCCAUUGAUUGCUACACUCAAUUCAUAGAUGGCGGAACCAUGGUGUCACCAACUGUGUAUGCCAGGCGUUGCUUAUCUUACUUGAUGAGUGACAUGCCACAAGAAGCUCUAGGGGAUGCUAUGCAAGCGCAAGUGGUGUCUCCUGAGUGGUCCACUGCCUCGUACCUUCAAGCAGCUUGCCUUUUCAGCCUUGGAAUGGAGACUGAUGCACAAGAAACACUCAAAGAUGGCACAAACUUGGAAGCCAAAAGAAACAAAAACUGA